GGCCCAGAUGGAAGUCAACGGCGCGCGAGGAUUCGAUCAUCCGCCGGCAUCGAAAACUGCGAUUGAGUCCAUGCCCACGAUCCAAAUCGCCGACUGCCACGUUGGCGAGGACUCCUACUGUGCAGUCUGCAAGGAGAAAUUCGAACUAGGAAAUGAUGCGAGAGAAAUGCCCUGUAAACAUAUUUACCAUCAAGAUUGCAUCUUGCCCUGGCUCACGCUUCGGAAUUCGUGCCCAGUUUGCAGACACGAGCUGCCGAGCGAGGUUCGGAGAAGGGCAGGAUCGGAAAUUGAUAGUGAAGAGGAGUCUGUGGGGCUCACCAUCUGGAGACUGCCAGGUGGCGGCUUCGCCGUCGGGAGGUUCUCGGGUGGGAGGAGGCCAGGGGAGCGAGAGCUUCCGGUUGUUUAUACUGAAAUGGAUGGCGGGUUUAACUCCGGUGGGGCCCCUAGAAGAAUUUCAUGGACUUCCAGAGGGAAUCGAAGGAGGGAGCGUGGAGGAUUUGGGCAAGUUCUUCGUAACUUGUUCAGUCUUAGAUGUUUUGGUGGUGAUCGAUCGUCAUCUUCGUCUUCUGUUGCUGCUUCAAGAUCUUUGUCUUCGAGGAGAAACCUAAGAGCUCCUAUAUUUAGGAGCUCGAGGAGCUCAAGGAGUCAUAGCAACAAUUGGGCAUUGGAGGAUGGAACUGGGAAUACAAUUUCAAGAUGGUGAACUGGAAAACUGCGGAAAGUUUGCAUUUUAAAUGUAAAUAGAGAAAUGCGUGAAAAUCUCGGGAGCUUUUUUUGUCUGGGUUCUGCUUUUGGGGGAUCCUUGCGAUUUCUUCAGAAUGAGGAGGCACAUUUGAACUCAUGGAAGGUACAUGAACGCAUGUACUCUGCUUAUUGACAAUGUUAUGUUUCAGAGGUUGAUUAUUUUGAAAUUUGGUCUGUAUGAAGAUGAAUUGUUAUUCUUCCCCGUAGUCUUUGUUUAGUAAUAUAUAAAUGCAUUUAUUACUCAUUUGUUUAAGUAUCGAGCUAUUUGGGUGCUCAAGCAUUUUUACCAUCUAAAUUGAGUUAGUAUUCGUGUUGGUUAA
Messenger RNA from Asparagus officinalis (garden asparagus), 1064 nucleotides. RefSeq names its product E3 ubiquitin-protein ligase RDUF2-like. The transcript has 2 exons. The record is from RefSeq and is a predicted model, not a curated record. Gene Ontology annotation, molecular function: ubiquitin protein ligase activity. Gene Ontology annotation, biological process: protein ubiquitination. Gene Ontology annotation, cellular component: cytoplasm. The coding region runs from base 8 to 703 and encodes 231 amino acids. NCBI's taxonomy places the organism in Eukaryota, Viridiplantae, Streptophyta, Magnoliopsida, Asparagales, Asparagaceae.